AUGAGGCACAAAGCGUGUGCUGGACCCAGGCGAGCUCAAUAUGUUGCUGAGCGAGCUUUGCGUCUCUAUGUUGGGGAUGUUGUCACAGAAUGUGGGACAUCCCCCAUCCUGAAGUUUCUUGGAGAGCUUCUGUACACCCUCCUCUGUGUCUGCAGCAAGUGCUGCUGCAAGCGGAACGUCCUCCGGAAACAGAAACACUGGGAGAAAGUCCUCGUGGCGAAGAAGAAAAAGAGAACGCAGGAAAGAGAGAGAAGGAGAGCACGGCAGGCUGAAGGCGGAGGCACCGCAGGACAGCCUAGCAAAAGAGUUCUGAAAGCCCUCACAAAAGAACGCCUCCUGGAAGCCAGGGAGUCUGGUCCCCGGCUCUGCGUGGACCUCAGCAUGGCUGACCACAUGACAAAGAAGGAAACGAGCCGCCUUGCUGCGCAGAUCAGAAGACUCUAUGGGGCCAACAGGAGAGCGGAAAAACCAUUCUGGCUGUAUCUCACUGAGUUUGUGGUGGGCUCUUCGAUUUACAAGGAGUGCAUCCGCAUGAACGAUGGCUUCUGCAAUUAUUUGAUGGAUAUAACUCCAGAAAGUUACCUUAACCUGUUUCCUAUAGAUGCUAUUAUUUAUCUCACUCCGGACUCCGAGAAUGUUCUUGAAGACAUUGAUCCAAAAAAAGUGUAUAUCCUUGGAGGACUGGUGGAUGAAAGUAUUCAUAAGAGACUGACCUUGCAAAAGGCUCGAGAUGAGUCUUUGCAAACAGCCCGCCUCCCAAUUCGUGAGUACAUGGUGAAAACCAUCAACACCAAGAACUACCAUUCAGAGACACUUGCAAUCAAUCAAGUCUUUGACGUCUUAUCAACUUUCUACAAAACCCAAAGUUGGCCAGCAGCUUUGAAAGCUGGAGUUUCUUCAGGAAAAGGCUAUGUGCUCCCAAAUGCAAUGAAUUAAGUAAAACUACAUGGCAAAGCACAAGCAAAUUCUUUAUUUUCUGAUGUUAAGGAGUUAUGACAAACAAGGGAAGCAAACUCCAUAUUUCAAGCAGAG
Tinamus guttatus (white-throated tinamou) is the source of this 1032-nucleotide messenger RNA. NCBI's taxonomy places the organism in Eukaryota, Metazoa, Chordata, Aves, Tinamiformes, Tinamidae. The record is from RefSeq and is a predicted model, not a curated record.